Messenger RNA from Tetranychus urticae (two-spotted spider mite), 4652 nucleotides. RefSeq lists its product as uncharacterized. Gene Ontology annotation, molecular function: catalytic activity. Lineage: Eukaryota; Metazoa; Arthropoda; Arachnida; Trombidiformes; Tetranychidae. The record is from RefSeq and is a predicted model, not a curated record. Gene Ontology annotation, biological process: nucleoside metabolic process.
ACAAUUGAAAUAGAUGAUUUAUGAGGAUUGAAUUUUCCAGAGAUCAUUUUCAGUGUCAAAGUAAACAUUUGUCUGUGUAUUUACUACAUUGUUAUAUAAUUUGACAGACGUUCAGAAUCGAACAACUCUGAGCAUCGUCCUUGACCUAUUUAACAGCAAAAGAUUCAAAGAAAGGUCAAUCUGAGUCGAGGAUGAAUAGAUGAGGAUGAAGUGAGAGAUGUUUCGGAUAUCAAACGAUUAACAUCAAAAGUAAUGCCACUGUUUUACAAUUAGUUCACAUUGAGACAAAAAAUCAACCAUUUGUUAAAACAUGUCCUGUCUUUGUAUAAGUUAAUGUUUUUUUUACCAAUAGGUGACUCGCACAGUAAAGUAAACAGAAAAUAAAAUUCUUCAAACAUCAUCAGAUGAGACAUGAAAAAAUAUAAUCUAAAUAAAUGAAAAACAACAGAAAAAUAUCAACAAUAUAAACAUCAUUCAACAGCUUUCUGGCAACUCUGUCUUCCAAGACUUCUCCUUAUUUUAGGUAUCAAACCAGAUUGGAGAGAUAGAGAGAGUGAGAGAAAGAGAAAGAGAAGGAGGGAGAAAAGGGGAGAAAAGACCAGUUGGUUACUAAUCUUUCUACAGUUAACAACGCUAAGCAGUCAUCAUCAUCAUCAUCAACAACAACAAUAACAGUAACAGUAACAACAGCAACACAUUUUGCUCCUCUCUCGAUCUUUAUAACAUCUUCUCGAUCAAAUCAGUAAACCUAUUCUCAUCUUGCAUCUAUUGUUACAAUUUACUUAAUUCAAAAUGGAUUCGGAAGAAGAAGAAAAAAUUCUGAUGACCACAACUCGUCCUGCUGCUGGACAUACAAUAUUGAAAAUUGAAAGAUUGACUGCUGCUCAAUUGGAUGAGAAUGGAGCCAUGCAUGUUGGUGGUGGUGACAAUAAAGGUAUCAUUAUUAAUCGCCCGGGAGUUACCGUCAAAAGUGAUCUUGAUGGUAAAGUAGCUCACCUUAGCUUGUCAUUUAAAGUAUUUCUUGUUAACUCAUCAACUACAAAUGUCCAUGUUGAGGAGCACCGAAGUCUUAAAUUUUGGUUCAAAGAAGGAAUAACUGAAAACGAUCAACUAAUGACUGCCCAAGAAUUUUUUCGUGAUCUAGUCAAUCCAAGUGAUUUUCCGCGUGAUUAUGUUGGUUUCAUUAUGAAGGUUAUCAAGCUAUUACAGCGUAAAUAUUUAACCAUUAGACAAGUACAACUGGAUAUGAAACAAUCUGAAGAGAAAAGUGAAUUACCAAGUCGCCCGGACUCGAUGGCAACCGUUAUUAACCUGGAUAGUUUUGGUAAUGAUUGUGAUAAAUCUCCACUUGAUUUACCGAUUCCUCAGAUUCAAUCAUCAGCUCAAUCACAUUUCACCAAUGGUGAUUUAAAUGAUUGUCUCAUUGGCAAUCAUAACUCAUUUGUACCACAAUCCAAUGGUUCUGACUCUUCAGUUGAACACGACAAAGUUUCCGUGGAUGAAGCAGCCUUGGGAUCGCUCGUUGAGUUAACUCAAGCUCGAGUCUUGGAGAUUAUUGAAUCAUCUUAUCCAAAUGUAGUUACCUUGGAAGACAUUGUCAAGACUACUAAUUCAACAGAGGAGGAGGUUAACUUCCACAUCACUGAUCUUAUCUCCAAAAAUAUCAUUGAACCAAUGGAUAACCUUGGUUUUAUCCGGGUCAACCGGAAUGAUACCCAAGUUAAAAUGGUUAAGCAAAUGCCCAAAGUACAAAAAUCACAGCAACCAACAAUUGCCAUAAUAACAGCUCAAUAUUGUGAAAAGCUGGCAGUUGAUGCCAUGAUUGAAGAUAAAGACACUUAUGUUAAAUAUAAGACGGAAGGUGAAUCGAAUGUUUACACUUUAGGUACAAUUGGAAAACAUCGAGUUGUCUCUACGAAACUUCCAACCAUCGGAACAACUCGAGGAGCAAUGAUUGCUGCUGGUAACACAACAACAAGACUUUUAGGCACUUUUCAACAUGUUGAACAUGUUUUCCUUGUUGGUCUUGGUGGCGGUGUUGCCCAUUAUACAGAUUUUAGUAAACACGUUCGUUUAGGGGAUGUUGUGGUUUCAAUUCCUCCACCUACUACAAGUAAUUCACCUACACACAAACCAUACAUUUAUAUACAUUGUGAAAAGAUUACCAGCUUGGCAGCUGAGGAAAAAGUUAAUGGAAUGAACGGUGAUGAUUCUGCUGAUGGUUUCACCUUUCGAACUUGGGGUCCAGCAAAUUUGGAGCUUCAAGAAUUGAGUCAAAAAUUGUUGAAAGAGGGAACAUCAGAUGAAAGUAAAAGAACUUGGGAAACUAAUUUAAUCACUGGAAUUGAGACAUUAAAAUGUCAUGAAACGGAUUUUACUCGACCCGCACCAGAAACGGAUAAACUAUUUAUGGCAUUAGGAGCAAAAGAUGUUUUAGAAGUGAUUCAUCCUGAGGUUCCUGAAGGUGUUCAUGAUCCACGAACAAAAGGAAUGCCAAUGAUUCACUUUGGUGCCAUUGCAUCGGGUCGAUCAGCUGUACGCGAUGAUCAGGUGCGAGCUGAGAUUGCAACUAAAUUUGGUGUUUAUGCUUUUGAUUCUGAAUUUGACACAGUCGUUGAAUCAAUCCACGGAAAUCGAAAAGAGAAAUAUAUUUUCAUUAGAGGAAUUUGUGAUUACAAAGACGGGACUCGUAAAAAAGAGUGGCAACCUUUCUCUGCCCUAGCAGCUGCAUCAUUCAUGAAAUCGAUGAUUAUGACUUUACCUUUAACAGUUGAUGAAUAAUUUGAUGGGCAAGUUCAACCUUUAAGUCAGGAAAAUAAUCAAACGAAGAGAGUCAAGCUAACCAAUCUACUAAGAAAUAAUCAAAAUGAGUUUCAGGUUAUAUGGAACCUGAGUCAAGGAAAACCCUCAAUAUUUCCUUUUGCAUUUUCUUCUCUUUCAAGUCACCAUCUCAAGCCAUCAUCAAAUAACCAUGUAAAGCUACUCUAUUUAAACUGUGAAUCAUCAAAUUUUUCUAAUUUAUUAUUUGUUAUGUUUGUUUUUUUGUGCUUUCCUCGUCAUCAUUUUCAAGUUAUCAUCAUUCAUUUAUUUCUUCACUACAGACGCAAAUAAUACCAGAUCUCUACAUAACAUAACAUACAUACACAAUUUUAAACAAAUUAAUAAUAUAUACAUAUAUAUGUAUCAAUUUAUAUAGAAACAUAUUAUCUGGAUUCUCCAUUCUGGACUCUUGGCUCAUGCCAAAUGUUUAACAACUGAAGCUACGGAAACCAACCAAAGACAAAAAAUUGAGGCAAUUGGACAACCUGAAUUUAGUUGAUUAAUCACCAAACAAGUCAUUUUAUGGGGCAAAAUUCAAUAUUAAUUAUGUUAAAGGUUUCAAAGAAUCUUUUUCAUCAUUAAACUGGUCAAAUCUAUUCAACUCAGACAUGCAAAAUCAACUUUUGGUUUGUGAACGCUGAUGGAGUUGAUGAACGCUGAAUCCAGAUGGCGCCCCUGUUAUUAGCAUUUUUGUUUAUUUUGAGUUCGUUUUAAAUCAAAACCUGAUGUGAUCAUUUACAAUGAUUGACAAUUAACCAAUCUUCAUGAUCUUUCAACUAAAGCUCAGUUCAACUAAGAGAUUAAUACUUGGAAUGAGAAGCAAAAUGUUGCAAUUGUUUAACCAUGUUGAUUGUGCCAAAUCAUCUAUUUUGUUUUUCUUGUUAAUACACAUAGUAUUUCCUAUUCAGCAACACACGAUUCACCUGCAUCAUUUUCCCUCCACACUAGAAUAGCUUUGGUGACAUAAGCUUUCAAUAAUUGCUUCAACCGCAUUCACAAGUGCAUAAGCUCAAAAAUUGUAAUAAUUAAGACGAUAUUUGUUUAACGACAGCAAAAAACAACGACACUAACCUCCAAUUAAAAGCUAAAUUUUACCAGGCAAACAUACCAGCCCUUAAUAUCCAAGCAACUUAACUAAUAAUUUCCGACAAAACUGAUUUGCUCAUCAUUUUUCCCCAUUUCAAUUGUAAUAUUUUCAUAUGGUUUACAGAUUGGUGCUAUUGAGCCUACAAGUUGAACACAUUUUCACCCAAAUCAUCAACUUAAAUCUGUAAUUGUUAAUAUUCAUUCGUCUUCUACUCAACACUUAUCACUAUUUGGUUGCUCAUCUCAAUACAACUGAAUACUUCUUAAAGCCAAUGAUUACUCAAAAACAUUUUGGACUGAUUCAUGAUAACCCAACAUAACCUUUCCUAAACCAAAGCUUACCAGAGAUAUCGGACUGAAAACGGAAAUUGGACUUUAAAAUAAAAUCAGUAUCGCAUUCAAUUACUGAUGACAAUUUAACUAAAAAAUAUGCAUUAAAAAGGAUCCAUUUCAGCCCAACAACUCGGAUCAAAAUGGAUGAAUAACAAUCUAAUCCAUAAUUUUUCUGGACUUCAUCUACCAUGUUGGAUCAGAAUAUUUCAUUUAUAUAAAGACUAUCAGGAUUAUCGAAGGAGAUAUUACUUAACUGGAGAAACUUCAUGAAAGAAAAUUAUCUAAUAUAAUUACUUAAUUAACUAGUUCUGGCUGAUUUUUAUUUUGUAUUCUGUGAAUCUGAAUUUUAUCAAUUUUUCCUUGUCUCCUAAAUAUCUCGUAAUAAUCCUAAAUAUAAUAUUGAUUAACCUUGA